AUGAAGCUGGUGCGGAAGGACAUCGAGAAGGAUAACGCCGGGCAAGUGACGCUCAUUCCCGAGGACCCCGAGGAUAUAUGGCACGCCUACAACCUGCUGCAGGUGGGCGACAGCCUGCGGGCCUCCACCAUCCGAAAGGUGCAGACGGAAUCGUCCACAGGCAGCGUGGGCAGCAACCGCAUCCGCACCACGCUCACCCUCUGCGUGGAGACCAUGGACUUCGACUCGCAGGCCUGCCAGCUGCGCGUCAAAGGCACCAACAUCCAGGAGAACGAGUACGUCAAGAUGGGCGCCUACCACACCAUCGAGCUGGAACCCAAUCGGCAGUUCACGCUGGCCAAGAAGCAGUGGGACAGCGUGGUGUUGGAGCGGAUCGAGCAAGCCUGCGACCCGGCCUGGAGCGCCGACCUGGCCGCCGUGGUGAUGCAGGAAGGGCUGGCCCACGUCUGCCUCGUCACCCCCAGUAUGACGCUGACCCGGGCCAAGAUCGAGGUGAACAUCCCUCGAAAACGCCGGGGCAACUGCUCCCAGCACGACCGGGCCCUGGAGAGGUUCUACGAGCAAGUGAUGCAGGCCAUUCAGCGACACCUUAACUUUGAAGUGGUCAAGUGUGUCCUGGUGGCCAGUCCGGGUUUCGUGAGAGAGCAGUUCUGCGACUACAUGUUCCAGCAGGCUGUCAAGACGGACAACAAGUUGUUGCUGGAGAAUCGCUCCAAAUUCUUACAGGUGCAUUCAUCAUCUGGACAUAAAUACGCCCUGAAAGAAGCUCUUUGUGAUCCAGCUGUGACUAGUCGACUUGCUGAUACCAAAGCAGCUGCUGAAGUCAAAGCUUUAGAUGAUUUCUACAAAAUGCUACAACAUGAGCCCGAUCGGGCUUUUUAUGGUCUCAAACAUGUGGAAAAGGCUAAUGAAGCUAUGGCUAUUGAUACUCUGUUGAUCAGCGAUGAACUUUUUAGGCAUCAGGAUGUAGCUACUCGUAGUCGAUAUGUCCGGCUCGUAGAUAGUGUGCGUGAGAAUAUGGGCACAGUUCGCAUCUUCUCUAGCCUUCAUGUAUCUGGGGAACAGCUUGGACAACUGACAGGUGUAGCUGCUAUUCUGCGUUUCCCUGUUGCAGAACUUUCUGACCAGGAGGAUGAAUCUAGUUCUGAAGACGAUUGAUGAUGGAGAAUAAUUUCACCCUUCUUAUCUUAUUGUAUAAUGAGACCACUUCCAUUAUAAUAUUUGUCCCCAAUAGUAAAAACCAAACAAAACAAAAAAUAGAGAAUAUUUUUAAAACAACUAAGUUGUCAUUUUGUGAACUUGAUAUUUAUGCAUUUGUGUUGCUGUGGUGAUAGUGCUAACGGAUUUCCCCUAGGAAAACAGGGGUGACCUAAUUGGCAAACAAUUCUGGUGCUUUGUUGAACAUGCACAAACAAUAAACUUAU
This is a messenger RNA of Notechis scutatus (mainland tiger snake), 1424 nucleotides long. It is a transcript of the gene PELO, whose product is annotated as pelota mRNA surveillance and ribosome rescue factor. NCBI's taxonomy places the organism in Eukaryota, Metazoa, Chordata, Lepidosauria, Squamata, Elapidae. The record is from RefSeq and is a predicted model, not a curated record. Gene Ontology annotation, cellular component: cytoplasm. Gene Ontology annotation, biological process: nuclear-transcribed mRNA catabolic process, non-stop decay; nonfunctional rRNA decay; RNA surveillance.